Molecule: messenger RNA, 4161 nt
Organism: Talpa occidentalis (Iberian mole)
Lineage: Eukaryota; Metazoa; Chordata; Mammalia; Eulipotyphla; Talpidae
Gene: SEPHS1
Product: selenophosphate synthetase 1
Exons: 9
Coding region: 1915-3093 (392 amino acids)
Biological process (GO): L-selenocysteine biosynthetic process
Cellular component (GO): cytoplasm
Molecular function (GO): selenide, water dikinase activity; ATP binding
Source: RefSeq, a predicted model, not a curated record
CCGCGCUCCCCCAGCUGUGCACCUCGCUGUGCACACACGUUUAAAACAAUUUAAACGUGGCCGCCAAGGAAAGAGUUAACUCCUCUUUAAAUAUUCAUGGCAUUGUUUUAAAGGUGUAAACGUGCGGCUGCUAGGUUGAGGUGGACUCGCUUAGGAUGCAAAUGUCCUGCCCCAGGUCGCUGUGAACUCUUAGCACCCCCCCCCCACUGGCACCCACCUUUCUCACCCCCCACCCCCCUCCAAAUAUGUAUGAAUUUAUUUUUUCUAUGGUUCGAAUGUGUGGGUGGCUUGUCGCCUUCCGUUCCAUUUGGAAUUUUAAGUCCUGAGUGCUCUCUGGACUGAUGGUGUUUUAAACUUUUUUUCCUCUACAGAAAUUUGGGGAAAUCUGUUUCAAGGAAAAUUAGUCCUCCAAAUUCCCCUCCCGGGUUUGUUUUCCUCUUUUUUUUUCCCUUUUUUUUUUUUUUUUUUUUUUUGCAUGGGGAUUGGAAGUAGAAAAAUAACUGAGUGACUCGUGAGUUGGAUUUUAUUUUCCUGGUAGGAGUGAGGCGGUGUUGAACGGGAAGCAUUUUGGAAGGAAAGGACUCUUGUUUUUUGUUCCAAAUCCCUCCAAGUCUAAGUGCUUUUAGACUUUUCCUAACUUUAAAAUGGCUUCAAACCGCCCCUGUCGGUAACUUGCUUUGCUCUGCUUCCGCCCGCUUUUUGAUCAGGUGGUUUUAUUGGGAUUUUGGAAAAUUUAACUCCUGUACAUUUGUUGGUUUCAAACAGAAAUCAUUACUCAUCCCAAAUAUGUUUUUGGUGAAGACAGUUUGGAUUACUGCCCAAAUUCGAGCUUUGUGAGAUUUAUUUUAAAUGAGUGAUGUGCUUCCCAGGAGACUGAAAACUAGAAAUGGGAAUUAUGUUUUUAAGUCAUAAAUUUUAUAGGGGAAACUGACUCUAAAACUUGGGGUGUCUGUAAUUCCAUGCCCAAUAAAGUAUCAUUCUGGAGGAUUAUAAACCCUUAGAAGCAUGUGUUAAGUUUUUGGCUUAGCCCUAAUGACUUCAACCUUAGAGGAACUUGUUCCAGAAACUUCUGGUGGUACCGAGUAACCAUAAAUGCUAGUGAUUCAGUAAAGUUUAAAUUAUCGUUUUAGUUCUGCAUUGAAAAGCAGUGAGCAGUAGCAUAUUUUGUCAAUGAUGUGUGUGUACUGGUUUGUUGGGCGGGAUGUUUGCUUUCUAGGAAAUAACACUACAUUAAAACAUCAGAGAAUUUUCCACUGCUCUCUUGAAAAUGAACCUUGCUGAACCAAAUGAGCCAUUCUGGUUUUUAAGUUGUGUUCUUUAGUGAGGAUUCCUAUUAGUUUUGAAUCUUGUAUACUUUUGGGUCAGAGUGAGAAUAGGUUUUUCUAAAAUGGGAUUUAGCAUCAUGAAGAAUUCAUUUCCAUCAGUGUCCUUUCCCCAUCACCCCGCACAAUUUUAUUAGUUUUUUUUUUGGUUCUGUUUGAGCUAGCAAAAGAAAUCAAAAGGUUGUUAUUUCACUGGAUUUGCAGUUCUGCUCCCCAGUCUGUCUCUGGUGACUCUUCUCAACCCCCCACCCCCCAUCUCUGGCCUGCACUCCAGUUCUUCUAUGUAAAAAAAAAAAAGUUAUUCAGAAAAGUCACUUUACCAGGAGGUCUAAUUUCUACACAUAGUCCUUCCAGGUUGACAGAUGAAGUGCCUAAAAGGAACUUUGGGUUCUGUGUCAUUCAUGUCAGCCUGCUGGUCACCCCUCCUUCUUCAGAGGAGCACUUUCUCCUUACCCUUUGGAUUCUCAAUUAUAACAACACUCCAGACACCAGAUCUUCCUAGAAGAUAUCUAUAAUGGUGAAUCUAUAAAGCAACCAGCUGACUAGAGAAGGAAGGGAGGAGUCAGCUUUGAGGUGUGUGUGCCCAAGAACCAUGUCUACGCGGGAGUCCUUUAACCCGGAAAGUUAUGAAUUGGACAAGAGCUUCCGGCUAACCAGAUUCACUGAACUCAAGGGCACAGGCUGCAAAGUGCCCCAAGAUGUCCUGCAGAAAUUGCUGGAAUCCUUACAGGAGAACCACUUCCAAGAAGAUGAGCAAUUUCUGGGCGCCGUUAUGCCAAGACUUGGUAUUGGAAUGGAUACGUGUGUCAUUCCUUUGAGGCAUGGCGGUCUUUCCUUGGUUCAAACCACAGAUUACAUUUACCCUAUUGUCGAUGAUCCUUACAUGAUGGGCAGGAUAGCAUGCGCCAAUGUCCUCAGUGACCUCUAUGCGAUGGGUGUCACAGAAUGUGACAACAUGCUGAUGCUCCUUGGAAUCAGUAAUAAAAUGACUGACAGGGAAAGGGAUAAAGUGAUGCCCCUAAUUAUACAGGGUUUUAAAGAUGCAGCAGAAGAGGCAGGAACAUCUGUAACUGGCGGCCAAACGGUAUUGAACCCGUGGAUCGUUUUGGGAGGAGUGGCUACCACUGUUUGCCAGCCCAAUGAAUUUAUUAUGCCAGAUAAUGCAGUGCCAGGGGACGUGCUUGUGCUGACGAAGCCCCUGGGGACGCAAGUGGCCGUUGCGGUGCACCAGUGGCUGGAUAUUCCUGAAAAAUGGAAUAAAAUUAAGCUAGUGGUCACCCAAGAAGAUGUAGAGCUGGCAUACCAAGAGGCGAUGAUGAACAUGGCCAGGCUCAACAGAACAGCUGCAGGACUCAUGCACACGUUCAAUGCCCAUGCUGCCACCGACAUCACAGGCUUUGGGAUUUUGGGCCACGCGCAGAACCUGGCCAAGCAGCAGAGGAAUGAAGUGUCUUUUGUCAUUCACAACCUUCCUGUGCUGGCCAAGAUGGCUGCUGUGAGCAAGGCCUGCGGAAAUAUGUUUGGCCUCAUGCAUGGGACCUGCCCAGAGACCUCAGGAGGCCUUUUAAUAUGUUUACCACGUGAGCAAGCAGCUCGGUUCUGUGCAGAGAUAAAGUCCCCCAAAUAUGGUGAAGGUCACCAAGCAUGGAUUAUUGGGAUCGUAGAGAAGGGCAACCGUACAGCCAGAAUCAUAGACAAACCCCGGAUCAUUGAAGUUGCACCACAGGUGGCAACUCAAAAUGUGAACCCCACACCUGGUGCCACCUCGUAAUCUAAACCGAAAUAGCUGUUUGGUUUUGUUUUUAAAUAGAUCUAUUUCCUUUAUCAUCACUUCAAUUAAAGACUAUAAACAACAAAAAUCUCAUUGUGUCUACACAUCUGGUGACCUUAGGUCGAUUUGUGAGUGGAUGCAAUUAAUAAAAUAAAAUCCAUUGCCUUUUUUUUCCUGUUACAUUAACUGAAGAUGCACCUAAUCUUGAGGCAGCUUCUGAGUUGAGAAUUAUAUUGUUAUCCAAUACUGUUGAUUCAUUUUGAAUCUUUAGACACUUAUCUCUUGCCGCAUAGGCUCUUUUCAAAGGUGCUUUCACACAGCACAGACAUUACCAAUAGUAGUGUCAAAUAGCAGUUUUUGUCUUCAUUUUAUGUAUAUUUAUCAUUAUCAGUCUGAUCUUUUUUAAGUGUCUUGAAUGAGAUUCUGGAAAGGCAGAAUUGGUAAGUGACACAAUGGGAUCCCAGUAGUAAAAGGGUUGCAUGAUUCCUUUGAGUCUUUGAUUUGUAAAGCCUGGUCUCCUCAUUCAAGAGCAUCUCUUUGACCCAGAUCAUUUCCCACCAGUGCAUUCAGUUAAACAAGGCAAGUGCUUAAUUCUGCAUGGAAAGCACUUUGAAGAUGAGACAUUUUAUUUUUUUUGGUAGCCUUCCUAAUAUUUACAGUAAUAAUCAUUAACUCUUUUCUUUAUUGAUAGCAAAAAAGGAUACUUUUUGCAAUGUAAUUAGAUGUUCUAUAGUGCAACAAGGAAUUUGCCUUCCGAAAGGGGGUUCAUGUAUAAUACUCAUUUACAAUUCAAUAUAUAAUUAACUACACAAAUAAUUUUUAAAUAAUAAUCAAUAAUAAAGACUGUUCUGUGGAUGGUAGUGUUUAAUACCUUUUACAUUUUGUAUAGUGAUUUCAGGCCUUUUGUUUUCUUAAAAUCAACAGCUACUUAGCCUAAUUCUUAGCAUUAUUUUGUCCUUUGUGCCAGUACUUUUUUGUGCACGCUUUUUUGUGAUCUGUUAAAAAUCUGCAUUGCCAACAUUGCAGCUCGAACUUAAACUUGUUAUUCAAAUAAAUAUUUAAUUUUUU